ACGCAGCUAAAACCCAGGUUUCAUCCAGGUCUUAAUGUUGGUUUUGGGCGAAAUGGAACUUUAUUUGCCAUAGAAGCAGGCAAAGUAAUGGUAACUUGUGAGAAAAUUAAUCCUUAUUGGAAUCAUACUUGGGUUAAACGAUGUUAUGCUGGCCGUGAAGGCCAAGUUAUAUAUAAGAAACACUUUAAUGUUAUUCCUCAUCCACAACAUAAUCGAUUUCUAUUGAUUGACAGAAUAUAA
Formica exsecta is the source of this 240-nucleotide messenger RNA. RefSeq names its product 39S ribosomal protein L27, mitochondrial-like. The transcript has 2 exons. Gene Ontology annotation, cellular component: ribosome. NCBI's taxonomy places the organism in Eukaryota, Metazoa, Arthropoda, Insecta, Hymenoptera, Formicidae. Gene Ontology annotation, molecular function: structural constituent of ribosome. The record is from RefSeq and is a predicted model, not a curated record. The annotation marks the transcript as partial. Gene Ontology annotation, biological process: translation.